UUCUAUUAAAGCGUCUUUUCCGCGUUUAGGCUGUGUUUCUCUGAAAUUAUGCUAUAAAAUGCGUUAAAUAAUGUAAAUUCAGUGUGCAUCAUCAAAUCGACGUGCCGGACGUUAGUACUGAUUGUUUUUACGGUGUGAAUUUGAGUGAAAGUUGUCAUUUUCAAGAUGACUACAACAACGGUCCAAAACCAGCCGAAAACUAACUCAACCACGCCAGGGAAGCCUCAAAAGAACUAUGGCAAGAUUAUACUCACGUUACACAACUGCCUUUUACCGGAAACUGCUUUCAAAGAGACGCCGUCACAAUCCGACGGCCUCGAUAUAGAAACCGAGACAGAUCUUCGAAUUCUUGGUUGUGAACUCAUACAAACAGCUGGAAUCUUGCUCAAACUCCCUCAAGUUGCAAUGGCAACUGGUCAAAUCUAUUUACAAAGGUUUUAUUACUCUAAAUCUUUCGUCCGUUACCCUAUGGAAACUAUGGCGAUGGGAAGUAUCUAUUUAGCCUCAAAAGUUGAAGAGAAACCUUGUAGAAUACGUGAUGUCAUAAAUGUGUUCCAUCAUAUCAAGCAAGUGAGAGCACAGAAGCCCAUAACACCACUAAUUGUGGACCAGAACUACAUAGAAUUGAAGAAUCAAGUGAUUAAAGCAGAACGGAGAAUUCUCAAGGAAUUGGGAUUCUGUGUGCAUGUAAAACAUCCUCAUAAACUCAUUGUAGUCUACCUUCAAUUACUGCAGUACGAAAAGAACCGUCAACUAAUGCAAAUGGCAUGGAAUUACAUGAAUGAUGCACUCCGUACUGAUGUUUUUAUGAGAUUUCCUCCAGAAACUAUAGCUUGUGCUUGCAUUUAUCUUACAGCUCGUAGGAUUGGCUUGCCAUUGCCAAAUAAUCCGCAUUGGUUUUUAUUAUGCAAAGUGACAGAAGAAGAUAUAAGAGAAGUUUGCUUCCGAAUUUUACAGCUGUACAAACGUACAAAAGUGAACCCUGAAGAACUGGAAUGCAAAGUAGAUAUGCUAAAAAAGGUCUAUCAAGCUAAUAAGCAGAAACAAGCUCAGCAGGAUAGGGAGAAUGCUAAAGCUGAGGAAAAGAAGGCAGAAUCACCAACUGCAUCUACAUCAAAAGAUUCGAAAAGAGAUACAAAGAAAGAUAAGUCCCCUAAAACCCCUCCAUUAUCAUCUAAAUAUCAUAGUACACAUAAAAAUAAAAGGGAAAGACGAUCACGAUCACCUUAUGACCGUAAAAGAGAAUACCCAACUAAAAGACACAAGUCUCGUUCAAGAGACAGAGAGAUUGAUCGUUCCAGGGAACGUUCCAGAGUGGAUGAUAAACGCAGUCGUGUAUCAAGGAAAUAUGAUGACUAUGAACGGUCUAAGUCUAGUAGAGAUAGUCGGGAAGAGAAAAGAAAGCAUUAGACUUUAGUAGAUUUAACAUUAUUUGAAUAUAA
This is a messenger RNA of Hyposmocoma kahamanoa, 1442 nucleotides long. It is a transcript of the gene Ccnl1, whose product is annotated as cyclin-L1. Gene Ontology annotation, biological process: regulation of transcription by RNA polymerase II. The transcript has a single exon. Gene Ontology annotation, molecular function: cyclin-dependent protein serine/threonine kinase regulator activity. The record is from RefSeq and is a predicted model, not a curated record. Lineage: Eukaryota; Metazoa; Arthropoda; Insecta; Lepidoptera; Cosmopterigidae. Gene Ontology annotation, cellular component: nucleus. Bases 166 to 1410 code for a protein of 414 amino acids.